Messenger RNA from Fusarium redolens, 900 nucleotides. RefSeq lists its product as uncharacterized. Bases 1 to 900 code for a protein of 299 amino acids. The record is from RefSeq and is a predicted model, not a curated record. Lineage: Eukaryota; Fungi; Ascomycota; Sordariomycetes; Hypocreales; Nectriaceae. The transcript has a single exon.
AUGACUACCCAACGCCAACUUGGCAAAUGGUGCCGUAUCCAUUUUGAGACGGUAACUAUCAGUAUCCCCAGCAAUUUUAUCACAUACCACAGAAACCUCCGUUCUCUCUUCAAAGAAAAAGAUGAGUACGAGAUGACAGAUGUCGACGAUUUGACUGGAUAUGUUUUUGUCGACUGGAUAAUGUCCCGCGGAUAUGACGUGGACUACGACUGCGCAGCGCAAGACGAGAACAUCGCGCUAAGGGAAUACAUCAUUGCCCUGAAGGCUUGGGCUAUUGGACGCCGUUAUAACCUUUAUGGUCUGGCUGUCCUUGCCAGAGAACAUGCCGUCGACUUGGCUCGGCUUGUGAACCCUAUCUGGGUACUCGAGGUAACAGUCGAUACUCCCCUGGCCAUGAAGCAUAUAUCCGGCAUCAUCCACCGCAUCGACGACCACACUUCGGCCGUCUUGAACACGACAACAAGGCACCAAGCGGAGACAUUUAUCCUGAGAAUGCAACCUCCAGAAACAGUGGGUCGGCUCUGGGUCAUGCUUCAGUUGAUGCAGAUAGCCCAAGGACCGGCUCUGCGACGAGGCAAGCGUCUGGUUUUGCAGGCUCUUCCAACCCUUAUGCCGGGCUUAACAGAGUGGCUGCAGAUACGUCGAGAAUUGAUACGAGAAAGGGACCGUAUAACUCCUCAAGAUGCUAUCCCCGCCGAGAAUGAUGUCGAUGAGCACUCUGAGAGUCCCUUUAAUCACUUCAUUCCAACUGCCAAGUUUAAGUGUGGAAAGAUCAUGCGGGCCAUGGCUGGAAGCAUCAACAGCAGCCGAACCAUCGGUACCCGCAACAAGGAGAAGCCUUCCAAGAGGACAAAAGUGUAUUGUUGCUCUCCAUCCUUUUUCAUUGGAUCAUCUUUAUGA